AUGGUCAACCUUCACUUCCCGCCUCAGCAGCCAUUGACGCCUAAAUUGUCCGAUUUGAGGUCUUACGAUGACGACGAAGUUGCUAUCCCCACCGCCGGCGGCAGAUUUAUCUCAAUUCUGGAGGCUGCCGAUGAGAAUGCGGAGGAUGAAGAUGAUUCCGAAGAAUUUCAAGGAUUCUUUUUUAAUCCAACUCAUUCCUCAUCGAUGAAAGCUCCUCCGCCAUUGCAUGCAAGCAGCACCGCGGUGGCGACGAUUCUGAAUCGGUCGCAUCGAUGA
Molecule: messenger RNA, 276 nt
Organism: Linum trigynum
Lineage: Eukaryota; Viridiplantae; Streptophyta; Magnoliopsida; Malpighiales; Linaceae
Source: the annotation of a GenBank genome assembly